AACUAAUAGAACUACAGAUUGUCAUAUCGCAAUAUUUGACUCAAUUGCUGAGAAUUUUAAGCACAACCGUACAGUGCAACUUAUUACAAACUUUCUGUUUGAGUACACACGGGACACUAGAAAGGUGACCAUCGAACGGACAUCAAAGAUUCCUUGUUCAUUGGUAAAUUCACCCAAACAAAGAAAUAAUGUUGAUUGUGGCAUAUACGUACUUCAUUUUGCCGAAACGUUCAUGUGGAACUCUGAAACCCUCAAACGGCAAAUUAUCAGGGGCAGGACGGAUGAGAAUUCGUGGGAUCCAUACAACCUGCCUGACAAGCGCAAUUCGAUUUUGG
Racocetra fulgida is the source of this 335-nucleotide messenger RNA. The record is from the annotation of a GenBank genome assembly. Lineage: Eukaryota; Fungi; Glomeromycota; Glomeromycetes; Diversisporales; Gigasporaceae.